AUUGAGUUUUCAAAACUCAUCGAGUAUGAGAGAAGAGAAGAGAAUAGUGAUUGACAAAAUCCUAGGUUCUCUACCGUCGGUAUAGCUGUCGUUGGAUUCGCCGGUCCGCCGCUGCUGCAGUUGCCGGUUUCGCCACCGUUACCGCCACCGUUACCGCCACGGUUGUCGCAGGAAGCUCAUGAAUCGAGCCACCUUCUCUAUCAACAUUUUGAUUUCAAAUCUGGUUGCUCUGUAGCUACAAUUGCUGCUAUAGUUUCCGCCAUUGCCGCCGCAGAUUUCGUCAUCAUCGUUGCUAUAGUUUCUACGGUCGAAAGCUUCUGAAUCGAUCCAUUAUUUCAGAUCUAUUUUCUCCUUGGAGUUGCUGCUGGAAAAAACACUCAUGUUUUGUUGUAAAUGUUAAUUAAGCAUCUGGAUCAUAAAAUUGUCCUCAAAGAACCCAAAAUGCAGCUUGACAUUGUUGAGGUGACCACUUCACUUGCUCAAUAUGCAAAGGUUCAACCUUCUGUAUCAAUAAUUGGUGCUCUAAGUGAUGUGAUGAGACAUUUGCGGAAGAGCAUACAAUGUUCCUUAGAAAACUAAAAUCUAGCAAGUGAUGUAAUCGAAUGGAAUAAGAAUUUUAGAGAAGCUGUGGAUAAGUGCCUUGUACAGUUGACAAUUAAGGUUGGAGAACCAGGCUCUAUUCUAGAUGUUAUGGCUGUGAUGUUAGAGAAUAUCUCAAAUAUUACAGCAAUAUCCAGAACCACAGUCACUGUUGUAUACCAGACUACUCAAAUUAUUGCCUCCUUACCAAAUUUAUCCUAUCAAAAUAAGCAUUCCCUGAAUCAUUGUUUCAUCAGCUACUCCUGGCUAUGGUCCAUCAAGAUCAUGAGACACAAGCAACGGCUCACCGUGUCUUUUUGGUAGUUCUUAUGCCAACCUUAGUUUCCCCUCGGGGCAGGCAUGCUUGCUUCUAAUAAGGCAUCAGAUGUUCCAAGAACACUCUCUAGAGCAGUCUCUGUCUUUUCUUCUUCAGCUGCCAUGUUUGAGAAGCUAAAAUCGGAUAAACAUUCUUCAAAUGAAAAUUUAAGUCAAUAUAAUAAGGAAAAUAAUGCUGGAGAGACUGAACCAACUAAUGGUGUUGGCGAGUUCCUAAACAAAUUGAAGUCGACUAAUAAUCAUGUGCAUCAUGGGAAUGGGAGUGGGAGUGGGAGUCAGCUAGCUACAGUGGAUGAAAAUAGUACAGAUGAUGACAAUGGGAAUUUGGAAAUUGCAGCUCUCAGGUUAAGUAGUCUUCAGAUAAAUCAAUUGCUAUCAUCAAUUUGGGUUCAGUCUAUCUCUCCUAUAAAUUUGCCUGAAAAUUAUAAAGCCAUUGCUCAUACAUACAGCUUGGUGUUGCUUUUUUCUAGAGCUAAGAAUUCUUUUCAGGAAGCCCUAGUUUGGAGUUUUCAACUUGCUUUUUCUUUGUGGAAAAUUUCUCUUAAAGAAGGGUCAUUGCCACCAUCUCGACGGAGAUCACUCUUUGCUUUAGCACUUUCGAUGAUUUUGUUUUCUUCAAAAGCCUACAAAAUCAAAUCUCUUGUUCCGAGUGCCAAGGAAACACAUACAAAGAAAUAGAUUGAUCCCUUCCUUCAUUUAGUUGAUGAUCAUAAGCUCCAAGCUUUCAGCACUGCAUGUGAUGGUUCGACCAUUUACUAUGGAUCGAAAGAAGAUGAUUACAGGGCCUCAAAUUUGCUUCCAGAGUUAAUGACUCUUACAUAGAAAACACAGGAAUUCUUUGUUUCUGAAAUCAUCCAGAACCUGGAAGUGUUGGAAGACGUAACACUUUUACUUCUUGUGUUUAGAUGCUCUUUAAAAUUGAGUUGUUAAACUUAUAUUGAAUCAUCUUGAUGCUUAACUUUACUAAAAGCAACGGAUAUCUGAGGACAAAUAUUUGAGACUUUUAUGUAAUUACAUGAUAU
Molecule: messenger RNA, 1937 nt
Organism: Arachis ipaensis
Lineage: Eukaryota; Viridiplantae; Streptophyta; Magnoliopsida; Fabales; Fabaceae
Source: RefSeq, a predicted model, not a curated record